UUCAAGAAGAGAGCUGCCUCUUUAACACUAUAAGUAGAAGCUUUCAUCCAUUGCCAAAACACAAAACCAAACAUGAAGUCACCAAUUAUCUCGUUAGCUUAUAUUUUUGUUGUCUUGUCGUUUGCCCGGGUAGCUUCUGCCUGCAACUAUGAAGAUUUUCUCCAUUGCCUUUCUUUUCAUUUUCCCAAUAGCUCUUCAAUUUCAAAGAUUAUUUACACUCCAACCCAUCCUUCUUACUCUUUAGUUUUGAACUUCUCAAUCCAGAACCUAAGAUUCUUGGGUGCCAAAACUCCAAAGCCUCAAAUAAUUGUAACGCCAUUGGAAGCUUCCCACGUUCAAGCAUCCAUCAUUUGCGCCAAAAAUAAUGGUUUGCAAAUACGAACACGUAGCGGUGGCCAUGACUAUGAGGGUCUUUCCUAUGUCUCCAACGUUCCUUUCGUCGUUGUUGAUUUGACGAAUCUUCGGUCCAUUGACGUCGAUGUGGAACAAAAGGUUGCUUGGGUGCAAUCCGGAGCCACCAUCGGUGAACUCUACUAUAGAAUUGCAGAGAAAAGCAAAACACUGGGGUUCCCAGCAGGGCUUUGCCCGACAGUCGGCAUUGGUGGGCACUUCAGCGGUGGUGGCUAUGGUGUGAUGCUACGAAAAUUUGGUCUUGCUGCAGAUAACGUGAUCGACGCUUACUUCAUUGAUGUCAACGGUAAGCUCCAUGACCGAAAAUCAAUGGGGGAGGAUGUGUUUUGGGCCAUUAGAGGAGGAGGAGGAGCAAGCUUUGGAAUUGUUCUUGCAUGGAAAAUAAAGCUCCUCCAAGUUCCAYCGUUGGUGACUGUUUUCACAAUCACAAGAAACUUGGAACAAAACGCAACCAAUUUAAUAUACCGGUGGCAAUAUGUGGCCAACAAGCAAGAUGACAGACUUAUCAUCAAAAUUAUAUUAAUGGGCACGAACUCAAAUAAUCAUCGAAAUGGAAAAAGAACAAUAGAAGCAUUUUUCAACUCAUUGUUCCUUGGAAAAGUCGAAGAUCUUCUUCCCAUCAUGCAAAAGACUUUCCCAGAGCUAGGGCUGAUGAAAGAAGAUUGCAUAGAAAUGAGCUGGAUUGAAUCUGUUCUCUAUUUUGCUGAAUUUCCUAGAGGGCAGCCAUUAAAUGUCCUUCUCGAUAGGCGUUCGACUUUCAAAGGUUCAUUCAAAGGCAAAUCCGACUAUGUAAAUGAGCCCGUCCCCAAAGCUGGGCUCGAGGGUAUAUGGGAAUUGUUCAACGAAAAAGAAGCUAAAAUGGUACAAAUGUUUCUUAUCCCUUACGGUGGAAAAAUGAACGAGAUUUCUGAAUCGGAGAUUCCCUUUCCGCAUAGAGCUGGAAAUCUUUACCAGAUUCAUUAUUCCAUAUAUUGUGGGGGAGAUGAAGAACAAAGAAAUAAAAUUUGGAUCCGUAAGUUUUACAGCUACAUGGCUCCUUUUGUUUCAAAGAAUCCGAGGGCUGCAUAUAUCAAUUACCGAGACUUGGAUAUUGGAACGAACAACGAAAAUGGGAAUACAAGCUACGACAAAGCAAGUAUAUGGGGAGUUAAAUACUUCAAAGAUAAUUUUAAGAGGUUGGUUAGUGUAAAAAUUAAGGUUGAUCCUUCCAAUUUUUUUAGGAAUGAGCAGAGCAUUCCAUCUCGAUGGUGGAAGAAAGGGGGACAUGAGGUGUUUUGAGAUAUGAUUGGAAGCAAUUCUUAGGAUGUGUUAUACUGAGAUGAGCACAAUGGGGGUUUUCUACUUUGGUUUUGUAGUUUAUGCCUUAGAAAAUUGCUACCUUUGUAUUCUAAAUGUUCAUAUAUCAUCAAAGACAUUUGGUUUUGUAGUUUA
This is a messenger RNA of Momordica charantia (bitter melon), 1842 nucleotides long. Its product is annotated as berberine bridge enzyme-like 18. NCBI's taxonomy places the organism in Eukaryota, Viridiplantae, Streptophyta, Magnoliopsida, Cucurbitales, Cucurbitaceae. The record is from RefSeq and is a predicted model, not a curated record. Gene Ontology annotation, molecular function: oxidoreductase activity; FAD binding.